Tilletiaria anomala UBC 951 is the source of this 3014-nucleotide messenger RNA. RefSeq lists its product as uncharacterized. Gene Ontology annotation, biological process: maturation of LSU-rRNA from tricistronic rRNA transcript (SSU-rRNA, 5.8S rRNA, LSU-rRNA); box C/D snoRNP assembly; snoRNA localization. The transcript has 2 exons. The record is from RefSeq and is a predicted model, not a curated record. Gene Ontology annotation, cellular component: nucleus; pre-snoRNP complex. The coding region runs from base 1 to 2607 and encodes 868 amino acids. NCBI's taxonomy places the organism in Eukaryota, Fungi, Basidiomycota, Exobasidiomycetes, Georgefischeriales, Tilletiariaceae.
AUGCCAGCGGCAACUUCCAGCGUCUGCGUGGAGUGCAAGGAAAAGGCUGGCCGAUACAAGUGUCCAGUCUGCCACCAACAGGGCAUCACAUGCAGUCUCACAUGUAGUAAGGCACACAAGGAGAAUGCUCAUGCAAGCUCCUCCAACCCGUCUGCGGGGCCGAAGCUCAGCAGGGGCAGCAGUACCACGGCCGUAGUUGCCUCCCAACCAUCAACGAGCAAGCUUGGGAACGCGUCUGAGAUAUCCGAGCCUACCUUAGUCACAAAAGCAAACAGCGAUAAGGGGCUCUAUGAGCUCAAUCAGGACUCGCUUUUAUCCGACUACUUGUUCCUAUCUCACAUGUCACGCAAUGUCAGCUCUAUCGGCCGUGCGCUCGCCUCCGAACAGUGGGCCGAUGGCGCAAUCAAAGCGAGCAAGUUGCAGACACACGCAGGACCGGCAGCGGCAGCUGAGCUCGCACUCUCCCAAAAGGAAGCAGAAGAGCGUCUGCUGCAAAUGCAACAGCAGCAAGAUAGAAGGGGAGCGAAAGGCAAGAGAAAAUUAGGUGACGGUGCAGGACUUAAUGGAAAGAGGCUUACUCGAAAUCAAGAGAGAAGAGAGCUAUUAGCCAAGCAAUGUCGAUACCUUCGACUGCCAAUACUUUUUCUUCCUGAGGGCAUGGGACUUGCAAAGAGCAAUAGAAGUACAUGGCUGAGAAGAGAGAGCCAGAUGGAAUAUACCGUGGAGUUCCGAACGCGCGCAUUUACUUCGUCUUCCAAGGAGAAUGAAUGGAAGGCUACACUUCACCGGCAGCCACCCGAAGCCAACCCGGUGGUAUGUUUACUGGAACACUUGGAGAGUCACAGUAGCGGCAGAAUAGCGAAACCAUCGCAUUGCGGUGGCGCGAGCAUCAAUAGUGUCAAGAAGCGGAUUCGCGGAAAGAGAGAUAGCUCCUCAGCAUCGAAACAGCAUGAUCAGAUGCUCGAGUCCGGUGCUGACCCUGGUAAAGGAGAAUCCGAUGGCGAUGGAGAUGGAGAUGGAAAGCAAGGAAAUUCGGCACUGGAAGCCGUGAGAGGUGACAAUCUUCGCCAAGAUCGAGAAUGGCAGAUCGAGGAUGACGCCUGGUUGCCAAUAUUGCGAGACCUGCAUGGCUGGAGCGCUACUCUAAAUAUCAAGGACCAGCAAACACUCUGCGGAUUCUUGGAAUCCCUUCCCGCGCCGACACCAAUAUCUCCGCUGAACAACAAGCGCUUACGGUUAAUCAAGCCAGAAUCUCUUCGCGGACUCUUUUCGCUAUGUGUACCGCUUACGCGCGUAGCACUGCGCAACGAAAGCAGCCAGAAGCAUUUGGAAUGGUACGAGCGGCAGCGCGCAAAAGGUGCGAUCGACAAGUACACGCCCUUUCUUGACACGGCUGCUGGUGGCUCUUCAGAAAAGCAGGCGGAAGUUCUUUCUGCUUUUUCAAGGAAAACGAAGCCAGAAGAGACGGAAGAACAACAUCAGCGAUGGCUGGCCACCGUACCAUCUGGGCCAAGAAGCAUGCGUGCUACCAAUCAGGAGACCUCGGUCGCUGCAUCUGACUCCAGCCUUGUCAAUACGGGUCUCCUGCAAAAGCUGUCAGCUCAGAUGAAGGCGCUUUCCCGGGACCAGUCCCUGCCACCUGCAGAAAAUGGUUGCGACACAUCUGACAAGGCCCAUGUCGAAUCCAUUAACAUUAGUCAGGCAUGGCCACUCGAAGCUGACGCAAAGGAUCCUGCGGCUGCAAGUUCUGCACCGGCGCCCAGCAAGUCGGCAUCUAGUCGCACACUGCUGCGAGUACCCAUUCUCGACACAAAUGAGCCGAGCAAAGGGAUUCAAGAACUGCUGCAACACUGCCCCUCAGGCUAUGGUGUUGUGGAGUAUCCCAUCUUCGAAAUCUGGCUGCAACACGAUCUCGAUGCGGCUGUUCACCAAGGCUUGAUCAAAUUGCUCAAUUUCGAGAAAGGAAAGAAGGCAAGUGGCGAACGCCAGGACGGCAGCGAGUCUAGUAGCGAUGGCAGCGGGAGCGAAAGCGAGGUCGAUAGCGGCUCUUCAUCCAGUGGCUCUUCGACUGUCAGCUCUAAAUCGAGUGAGAUUCAAAUCACCUCAGAAAGGGUAACUGCCACGGCAAAAAAGAGAGCUCUCGAGCCUGCAUCUGUUGCGCCGGAAAGCGCACGAAAGACAGCCAAAUGGGCUUCAGGGCCGAGCGUUGCCUUGGGCUUGGGGCACUACGGAUCAGACACCGACUCGGACUCGGAAGCUGGAGAUAACGCAGCUGCAUCCGCUUCAAAUGAGGCUAAAGGAGAGCAUUCUAAGGUUGAAACGCCAAGAGCUGAUCUGGUCCAUCCAGCGACAAAAUUGAUUGGAGCGUAUGCGGAAAGUACCGAUGAUGAUGAAGAAGACGACGCUCCGCCAGACGGAGAAACUCACACUACGGCGCACGCUGGCCUUGCUUCUCUCGCCCAGCAACUUGGCUUUGCUCCGCCAAAGCCCCCCUCACCCCCAAGGUCACCUUUGACGACGCCGACCGAACGCGAAGGGCAGGCUGAGCCCGGCGUCGAAGGAGGAGUCUUUGCAGAAGAUAGCCUGAUUUGGUCGGACGAAGAAUAGGUCCUGGCGCUGCUGUCAUGCCUUGAAUGUGCGCAAACCUGGCUGUUGUAGACAUAUAUAACAACAGCAACUCUAAUCGGCGCGGCCGGCUCGUGCGGGUAUGAGCUUCGCAGUGAGAUUUGCUGAGUUUCAUGUAUGCUAGAAUCAUUGGGCAAUUCAAGUGCAGCCAAGAGGCUUGCGCCGGCUUUCAGCAGAGCUUGAGGUGGCGGGAAAGUGUUGGCAACGUCUGUGUCUGCUAAUCAGAUUGCAACAUAAGGGUUCGUGCCAGCGAUCUGAGCGUCAUCAUCGGCAAGGGUAUGGCACUUUCCCCAGCUUGAGGAGAGCGCAUACCUAAAGUGGCCAUCGGCGUUGCAAUGCGUUGGCAUGUUGUGAACGGGGAUGCUUCAAAUAAAACUUGUUCAUGUCCC